AAAAAGACUGGAACGAGUAGUAAAUGUAAAAUGGCGGACAAGGUAGCGGAAGAAUCCAAGAGUUUAAGGCUUCGUCUGCAGUCAUUUCUGAGUGGCAAGGAUGAAACAGGGAAAAUCUUGUCCAACGCUGAGAAAACACAGUGUGCGAUUGCGUUACUACACUCUCUUCCUUGUGCAAGGCAUGCUGUAUUAGAACAACUCUGCGAUGUGUUUCAUGAAGCUGUCCAAAAAUAUAUGGUAGAGUUAGAAAGACAAGCAUUAUCUGGGACUUCAGUUGCCUCUCAUCCAGAUGCCCUGGAUCCUGAGUUGAUAUCUGCUUUACAGAAUGUCAGUGAAGUUGUUUGCAGAUUUGUUGAUAAUAACCCUACUGCCUGGGCACCACUCAUUUGUCAGUGGUCUUUGAAUCUCCUUGGGCAAGUUGUCACAAAGAAUAAUGGAAGGAGAGCUGCUGGCAUUACUAUGUCGCUAAGUGAGGGUCUUCAUAAGUGGAUGUUAUAUCCUGCUGUUCAAAGAUUGAUGGAUAUUACAGUCCACUGCAGUGCCAAAUUAGUUGGCAGUGGUGAAGCUGAUGUGUGUGUGCAGUGUUUGCUUCAAAUAGCAAUGAACAGCUCUCCUCAUUUGGACUGGGUUGUAGCUCAUAUUGGGUAGGUCUACAAAAUUUUGCUUUGCUUAUGGAGAGAAUUCUAGUAGUAUGUAUAGAUCAUGGCACCAUGAAAAGAAAAAUUUUACUAGUUCUUUGUUACGUUGUCCACAUGUGUAAGCUGUAGAGUUUUUCUUAGAUUAAUAUGUUUAUCAAAGUCACUGUGACUCUUCUAUUGAGUUUUAUAAUAAAGUUCAGAUAUAACGUGUGCUGUCAUUGGUUGAAAGGGCAUGCUCUAUCAGAGUAUAGAACAUGGAGUUGAAGCUGUCAGGCCAUCUGCCAAUUUGUAACAUGGCGGACCAAAUGCGGAAUUUUUCUCUUGGGUUUUUUUUCGACCCAGAAGUUCUCUACGACCUAGAAGACGAAAGAGAAAACGAGCUGUUAGCAUCGAUCGAUUUAGAGGAUACUGUCUGACAAUGCGACCUACCCUUUAACUGAAAGUGAGGUUUCCAACAAAGUUAAUUACGAAAACAAUGAGCGCGGCGGCAAUUUAAACAGGCAAAGAUUUGAAAACAUGUCAAGUGCCGCAAUAGACGAGAUAAUUGUAAGAGCAGAAACAAAGAAAACCAAACAAUCCACGAAAUGGGCUAUCCGCGUUUUUGAAGGUGAGUUUUUUUGUUGCAAAAAUAUAAUAAAUACCAUAUGAAAACCUCGAAUAGAGUGGACGCACAUUUGCUAAACUUUCUUGCCAAAAAAAAAAACAAUCAAGAAAAGUGGACGAUUUUAAAACUGGCUAGGACACACACGUUUCUAACCAACAACCAUAACUUUCUCUAGAAAAUGAACACCAAAAUACAAAUAAAAAUCUUUUUUUUUUUCGUUGCCGUUUUUUUAAUAGCUUGGUGUAGUGAAAGAAAAGUUGCCAAGAACCUCCACGAAAUGAGCAACAAAGAGCUUGACCUAUCCAGAAGUUAAAUCCUGCCUGCGAAGCACUUUUUCAGUACCCAAAGCAAGCCGUGAAAUCUUAAGAUAAAGUUUGGUACGACAACUAGCCUCUGGGGGUCAACACAGCGCAGCAGUUUGUCAAGUUCCAACCACAAGCUUUAAGCAGUUGUUUUCAGAUUGUCACAUUGAUAAUGUCCAGGUUUUCAUGGGCCAAAAUUCGGCUGGAUUUCAUUAAUCAUGUUACUACAGAUACUGGUUUUUGUAUGCAAAAUAUGUACUUUGAUGCAUUCGAAUUAUUAAGCAAGAUUUGCGAUUCUUCGUGAUAGCUUUUGAUGGUUUGACAUUUUGACAGCUUUGGUCUUGUUCAUCCAAUCAAGUUAGGUCUUCCAUUCUAACAAGGAUUCUGAUUGGCUUUUUGUAAGCAUGCUCUGUCAGAGUAUAGAGCAUGCUGACGACAC
Stylophora pistillata is the source of this 1983-nucleotide messenger RNA. RefSeq names its product integrator complex subunit 5-like. Gene Ontology annotation, biological process: snRNA 3'-end processing. NCBI's taxonomy places the organism in Eukaryota, Metazoa, Cnidaria, Anthozoa, Scleractinia, Pocilloporidae. The record is from RefSeq and is a predicted model, not a curated record. Gene Ontology annotation, cellular component: integrator complex.